Molecule: messenger RNA, 714 nt
Organism: Ambispora leptoticha
Lineage: Eukaryota; Fungi; Glomeromycota; Glomeromycetes; Archaeosporales; Ambisporaceae
Source: the annotation of a GenBank genome assembly
AUGUUAAAGAUCAAGCCUUGUCUAUUCAAAACACCAAGAAUCUACCAUUUUCGUGCUUAUAAUACCAAAAAUAUUAUUCGCGGUAAUAUUAUUACCGUCAACAAUUACAUUAAAUCUAACAAUCAUAAUCAUAAAUAUCAUGAUAGUGAAAUUAAAAGGCGAUUAUACGGAACAAAAGGAUACGGAUCCGUACUAACAGAUUCAUCAGAAUCGAAAAAGGAUCCGACCGAAUCACAUUCUCAAGAUGCUAGUGGACGCCGUGAAUCGGUACUCGAAAAUGAUGAAAAAGAAAAAGGAAAGGCUAAUAUGGAUCCUGUGACAUCAGAUGGUCUUUCACCUCAACAAUCGGCUGACGAUAGUAAUAAGGAAAAAAAAUCAAAGUCAUCCCCAGGUUCAGCUCAAAAGCAGCCACAACAAGAGCGAGAUCCUGAAGAUGCACCAACUCCAUACGAUAGUCAAGCUCCUGCUGCAUCAGAGUCAUCGUCACCAUCUGAAACCUUUGAUCCUGUAAAAAAGAAAUUUGUUCCUGUUUCAGAGGAGAGAUAUAAGAAUAAAACCGAAAAGAACGACAAAAACAAAAAGAACAAAGAAGUUGAUCUUGGUAGUCUUAGUGAUGGUCAUGCAGGCGCUGCUACUAGUGGUAAACGUGCCAAUCGUAAAAACACUAACGGCGAUUUGGUCGCGGAAAUACCAUCAAUUCAAAGUGCUGGAUAG